AUGGUUCGCCAGAUUGCAGAUAUGGCCGAUCCGAAUGUGCUGGUGAUGAAGCAACGAUGCAUGAUGCAUCAGGCAAAUUUGACGACCGAGCAGAUGUGGAAGACGCUGGGCGUUCUGCUUCUCGUCGAUACUGACGCAGGGCAGCUUGUUUUACGAGUUGAUCUGUCAGUGCAAGCGCAUUAUCGAAGCAAAGCUGAUCGUCCGGUACGACCCGCUGCGUGCCAAGCUGUGGUUCGCGAUUGUGGACGUCAUCCUUUCAAAGAGGCCCCCGGUACCAGUGCUUUCGCGCUGGUUAUCCUGCGGGAGCACGGCUCGCUGCUGGAUUUCAUCAACUGCUUCCGCAAGCGUGGUCUCUCCUUUUCGGUCAGGCAGGGCGGUGCCGCAUCGUUGCACUUUUUGUAA
This is a messenger RNA of Symbiodinium necroappetens, 402 nucleotides long. The record is from the annotation of a GenBank genome assembly. NCBI's taxonomy places the organism in Eukaryota, Dinophyceae, Suessiales, Symbiodiniaceae.